AUGGAGGAUUUGAGUUCUCUCGGUGAACCGCAUCGCAGGAUGCCUUCUCCGCACAUCGCAGACGCAAAAACCUGGACUGGCCCAGAUCGCCGUGGUGGGCGCCAGAGUGCGGGGAAAGGCUCGGGCUGCGAGAACUUCGUCGGGAAGGAUUUCCUUCCCCGUGGCUCUGGCAUUGUGACUCGUCGUCCUUUGGUUCUGCAGCUGAUGAACUCUCCCACAGAACAUGCUGAGUUCCUCCACUGUAAGGGCAAAAAGUUCACAGAUUUUGAUGAGGUCCGGCAGGAGAUCGAGGCUGAGACUGACCGCAUCACUGGGGCCAACAAGGGCAUCUCCCCUGUGCCCAUCAACCUGCGGGUCUACUCCCCUCAUGUGUUGAACCUGACCCUGGUGGAUCUGCCAGGGAUGACCAAGGUGCCGGUGGGCGACCAACCUGCUGACAUCGAGGCCCAGAUCAGAGAAAUGCUGAUGCAGUUUGUCACCAAGGAGAACUGCCUGAUGCUGGCCGUCUCCCCGGCCAACUCUGAUCUGGCCAACUCUGACGCUUUAAAGAUUGCCAAAGAGGUCGACCCUCAGGGUAUGAGGACCAUUGGUGUGAUCACCAAACUGGACCUGAUGGACGAGGGGACAGAUGCUAAGGACAUCCUGGAGAAUAAGCUGCUUCCACUCAGGAGGGGUUACAUUGGUGUGGUGAACAGGAGCCAGAAGGACAUAGAUGGCAGGAAGGACAUCAACGCUGCAAUGGCCGCUGAGAGGAAGUUCUUCCUCUCCCACCCUGCAUAUAGACACCUGGCCGACCGUAUGGGCACUCCUUACCUCCAGAAAAUCCUCAAUCAGCAACUGACCAACCACAUCCGGGACACCCUGCCGGCUCUGCGGGCCAAGCUGCAGAGUCAGCUUCUCUCCAUAGAGAAGGAGGUGGAGGAGUACAAGAACUUCAGACCUGACGAUCCGUCUCGCAAGACCAAGGCUCUGCUCCAGAUGGUGCAGCAGUUCUCCGUGGACUUUGAGAAGUGUAUAGAGGGCUCUGGGGACCAGAUUGACACAGCUGAGCUAUCAGGUGGUGCCAGGAUCAAUCGCAUCUUCCAUGAACGCUUCCCCUUUGAACUGGUCAAGAUGGAGUUUGACGAGAAAGAGCUCCGCAAAGAGAUCAGCUACGCCAUCAAGAACAUUCACGGAAUCAGAACUGGCCUCUUCACCCCGGACAUGGCCUUUGAGACCAUUGUGAAAAGGCAGAUUGGGAAGAUUAAAGAGCCUUGCACCAAAUGUGUGGACAUGGUCAUUUCUGAGCUAGUCAAUACGGUUAGGCAGUGUACCAAGAAGCUGGCUCAGUAUCCCCUGUUAAGAGAGGAGAUGGAGAGAAUCGUCACCCAGCACAUCAGGGACAGAGAAAACCGCACUAAGGGACAGGUGUUGCUGUUGAUAGACAUUGAGUUGUCCUACAUGAACACCAACCAUGAGGACUUCAUUGGAUUUGCCAACGCUCAGCAGAGGAUCAACCAAAUCAACAAGAAGAAGGCAGCUGGCAACCAGGAUGAGAUCAUGGUGAUCAGGAAGGGCUGGUUGACCAUCAACAACAUCAGCAUCAUGAAGGGAGGAGCCAAGGAGUACUGGUUUGUCCUCACCGCCGAGUCCCUGUCCUGGUAUAAAGAUGAUGAGGAGAAGGAGAAGAAGUACAUGCUGCAGGUGGACAACCUGAAGCUGCGGGAUGUGGAGAAGGGCUUCAUGUCCAGCAAGCACAUCUUUGCCCUCUUCAACACUGAACAGAGGAACGUGUACAAGGACUACCGUCAGCUGGAGCUGGCCUGUGAAAGUCAGGAGGAUAUUGAUGCUUGGAAGGCCUCCUUCCUCAGAGCCGGAGUUUAUCCUGAACGCGUCACGGACAAGGAAGGAAAGAGUGACGGCGAUGAAAAUGGCUCGGACAACUUAAUGCACAGCAUGGACCCUCAGCUGGAGCGGCAGGUGGAGACCAUUCGUAACCUGGUUGACUCCUACAUGGCCAUCGUCAACAAGACCGUCCGCGACUUGAUGCCGAAGACCAUCAUGCACCUCAUGAUUAACAAUACUAAGGAGUUCAUCAAUGCGGAGCUUCUGGCUCAGCUGUACUCGUGUGGUGACCAGAACACACUGAUGGAGGAGUCUCAGGAGCAGGCCCAGCACCGCGAUGAGAUGCUGCGCAUGUACCACGCCCUGCGGGAGGCCCUCAGCAUCAUCGGUGACAUCAGCACAACCACCAUAACCACCAGCAUGCCGCCACCCGUGGAUGACUCCUGGCUGCAGGUGCAGCGGAGCGGUUCCGGAGGAAGGUCUCCAGCUACCAGUCCAACUCCAAACCGCAGGGCUCCACCGGGACCUCCGAACCGACCAGGCUCUCGCGGGCCUCCACCUGGGCCUCCUCCAGCUGGGGGACCCCCUGUCCCAUCUCGCCCGGGGUCCUCCCCAGACCCUUACAGCGGGCCGCCGCCCACUGUUCCCUCCCGGCCUAAUCGCGCACCCCCAAGUGUGCCCAGCCGACCAAACAGGGGCGGACCCUCUCGCCCCGAGAGCCCCCUGCCGCCAUUCGACUCUUAAAAGAACCUCCCCAAAUCCUCCCCUUUACCACCUCUCUUUUGUAACUCAUCCUGGUUUCCCCCAUCAAGUAUGAAACAGACGAGCUUAUUCACUUAGCUCACACAAGGAACGAAAUAAGGGGGGGAUCACUUACAGACUCCUCAUCCUCAGAUACCUGGACAGACGGGCUGCUGCUCUUUAUCCUUUUUUUCCAUCCUCCUCUUUCUCCCCUCCUAGGACUGGUGGAGCGAUCACAUGAAGACCCAUCUGGACUUUUAUGCCUGCUGUAGACUCCAGCAGGGCCUCACUGUCACUGUCACUGAAUGUGGGGACAGCUAGAUAGUCCACAUAACUGUGUCACAACCACCUCUCAAAUACGCUGUUGUCUGUGCUUUGACAGAACCUAUGCAAAAAAAAAAAGAAGAUUUCCCAAUAUUUUUUUGGGCAUAAAGAGGCGCCUCCCAUGGCACUUGUCCGACUAUCCUCUUCACAAAAACAUUGUUAUCAUAUCAAGGCGGGAUCUAAAUAGAAAGUGCAAUAUAUAGGAUGUCCUUUGCAGACAGCUGCAUAACACGAGUCACACAAGAAUCUGAGUUUUUAGGCGAGAGGAAAGAAAUAUGUGUCCUGGGUUGCUCCUUGAGACUGUUAGAUAGCUCCUUUUCAUUCAGAGGGGAUGAGGUCCCAUGAUGGGAAAGGUUUUUCAUAUUUGGAGUGUCUUUCUAAGUCAGCUGGGAUCACAUUAUGCAUAAAUUCUGACAUACUGACAGGAAAACGUUCAGAAUUUUAUCCAGGUCAAGAUCUGCCAUUCAUUGUCUGUUUCUUCCUCUUUUUUUUUUCUUCUUUUCCUUUCUUCUCUCAGUGGUCACGGGGGUGAGUGAGAACAUGAAAACAGCCACAUUCUAUGCAUAACACUAUCAAUCGCUCCUCCUGUUUCACCCUCACAUCGCUGUCUUGUGAGCCUGUGAGUUCAACCCAUCUUUUCACAACUGAACGCCGCUGUCAGUGUGUUGUAUUCUGACCCCAACCAAAAACAACCAACCCACCAGCCACAAAAAAAAAAAAACCUACGUCUGUACCUCAAUUGAUGUCAUUAUAGCCAUUUAAAAAUGACCUGAAACACUUCAGUGACCCCACGCAAACACAGCCUAGCAUAUUGUAUUUAUUAUUUAACAGUAAAUAGUUUAUUAUGGACAUAUCUUAAUGUGUUAUUAUGUAUAUGUGUGGUGCAUCUUAUGGGACUUGUACUUCCACUGUCUAGAGAUUUUAGUCUGUAAUGUAAGAAAUUUCUGAAUAUUUAAAUUAUUAUGAAUAAAUGAGUAUGUGUAUAAGGGAACAAUAUUUGAAAAAUAUAUCAAACAUGUGUAAUGCAGUGAUGUAUAUGGAAGUUGUCAGGUUGUUUGAUACUUUAGCUUGUAGCAGAGGUUUUUUGUUGUUGUUUCUCCCUGUGUGUAGAAGAGCAGGGAGGGACAGUGUGAAUGUGUCAACUCCUGCAGCAGCCAGGUCCUGCAUCAUGUUCAAACUGCUGUGGAUGAACGGUCAACUUUAACCUGUAGGACUGCUGUGCUUCGUCAACACAUU
This is a messenger RNA of Morone saxatilis (striped sea-bass), 4125 nucleotides long. RefSeq names its product dynamin 1a (gene dnm1a). The transcript has 22 exons. Bases 1 to 2568 code for a protein of 855 amino acids. The record is from RefSeq and is a predicted model, not a curated record. Gene Ontology annotation, molecular function: microtubule binding; GTP binding; GTPase activity. NCBI's taxonomy places the organism in Eukaryota, Metazoa, Chordata, Actinopteri, Moronidae. Gene Ontology annotation, cellular component: microtubule; cytoplasm; membrane.